AUGAUAGGAUCCAUCAAAGCCAUCAAAGCAGCCCGCACUGCUGCGCUCGAAGAGGUAGAAGCGCCCUCACUAGGUCACGCCCCAACUGUGCAAGUGAGUUCGGAGGAGACGAUGCUUCGUUUUCUAGCACAACGUUUCUAUCUUUCCUAUGACAUGGUCCUUGAGGCGCGUUCGAUCUUCGAACGAUACUGCAUACUGGAUCGAGCCGUGGAACCUCCUCUAGGCGACGGGGUGGGUGAAGUAGAGGAGGGUGGGGUGCCCGAGGCGACGACCACGCCGCCCUGUGCGGCACCAGAAUCGGUGUAUCGCAUUGGGAUUACCGGUCUGCGAGCAUUCUUUUCGGAUCUUGGCGUUGCGCAGUCCGACAUUGAGAUAGCCGAUCUCGUGGAGCGUUUAUCAGGUCGCAUUAGGGAGUUCGACGUCGAUGCUUGUGAUACCUCGAUGCUAAGCAAACCAACACUAAAACGGAAGAUCAACAAACAGUCUAGCUCGGAGGAACAAAAGAUCUCACCGAAGCGAAAAAUAGCGAGUUUUGGAAUCGGUAGCCUCGAGGAAGAACGAGGGGUGGCGAACCACAACACCGUGGGGUCUGAGCACCCCCUUGCAACACCGCAGAGCGAUGUGUCGCCAGAACUAAAAAGCGGCGGCCUGCAUGCAUUGACAGUGGUAUCGCCUCCCGGCCUGAGUUUUUACCACUUUCUUUUUCUCUUGCAGGAGGAUUUUUAUGACGGCGCCGAGGUGCAAAAGGUGCGACAACAGCAGGAAAAGGAAGCUGCGGAAGUGUUUCGCGAGAUGGAUGUCGAUCAUAACGGCAUACUGACGGAGUCCGAUAUCCGUCAGGUCUUGGCUCGACUGUUGACGGAAGAGACUACCUUUCAGGAUGACGAAACUAUCCUGCGUCUGGCCAGUCUCCAUCCGAUCGAGCUUCAAGCGGCGCUAGAGGAAUUCGAUAUCGAUUCUGACGGGAACGUCACGCUGAGUGAUUUUCUGUCAGUUCUGCGAUCUUGA
Phytomonas sp. EM1 is the source of this 1008-nucleotide messenger RNA. The record is from the annotation of a GenBank genome assembly. Lineage: Eukaryota; Euglenozoa; Kinetoplastea; Trypanosomatida; Trypanosomatidae.